Papaver somniferum (opium poppy) is the source of this 1524-nucleotide messenger RNA. RefSeq lists its product as uncharacterized. The transcript is spliced from 3 exons. The record is from RefSeq and is a predicted model, not a curated record. NCBI's taxonomy places the organism in Eukaryota, Viridiplantae, Streptophyta, Magnoliopsida, Ranunculales, Papaveraceae. The coding region runs from base 1 to 1524 and encodes 507 amino acids.
AUGAUAUCUAAAACUCAUAUUCCAGAAGACCGCGAUUAUGAGCAUGAAGACAGUUCCUCAGAUGGCGACGUGAGCGCAAUAACAGAAGCUCGCCUUUGCACGAUGAUCGAGAAACACAGUGAUGAUUUGAUGUGCAAAAUGUUUCCACAGUCACUGGCUGGAGGAGCAAUGAAAUGGUUCAAUAAACUCCCGGAACAGUCAAUCGGUACUUACCAUGAAUUGGCGUACCAGUACGAUCAAAUAGGUGUGUACGGUUCCUUGGUCAAGAGACCACCAAAGACUCUGGAAGGACUGUAUGAUCGAGUGAAAGAAUAUGCUCGAGUGGAGGAUGAUUCCAAAGCUCGAGAGACGAGAUAUGUUAAUAGAUCAUCCAAUCAUCCAAAUGAUUGGAGGAAAAAAAAGUCGAAGAACGGUUCGAGCGGCCAGCACAAUGAUAGAGGUGAAGUCCGAGAGAAUAACCAAGGUGAACGAAUGGAAAUUGGAUAUCAGAAAAUUCAUGACUUGAAGCUGACGCCAUUGAACAUACAGCUCGCAGAGUUGUAUGAGAAAAUCAGCAAGGAUUUGAGCCCCCCUCGUCCUUUUCCAGCAGAGACACGUGAUAAACGUGAUAGGAGAAAAAACUGCAAGUUUCAUAAAUACCAUGGUCACAAGACCGAGAAUUGCCGUGCUCUACAGAUCGAGGUCCAGCGAAUGAUCGACGCUGGAAAGCUGCAAGAGUACGUGAAAAAGGAUUUUGGGAAAGGUCCUGGAAAGUUUGGUACAACACACGUGAUUAAAGCACAUGUGAUAAAUGUCAGUCACGCCAGGAUCCAUUCAAUGUCCAGGCGGGCAUCGGAAGAUGAAACCAGGAGGAAGCUCAGGCAGUUAAAAGAAUGGUACUUGACAAAUCAUAUCGAUUUUGUCAGUGGAAAUGGAGCAGAAAUUCGGGAGCUUAGGUGCACAAAGAUCGAGUUCUAUGAAGCAGACAUGAUAGAUGUAUAUUCUCCACACAAUGAUGAUACCAUUAUAACUGCUUGGAUUGGCCUGUUUCGUGUACACCGGAUUUUAGUGGAUACAGGAAGCCCAGUAAGCGUGCUGUUUUCAGGAGCUUAUUCCUCUAUGAAUCUGCCAGACGAAUUGAUCGAGGAAGAUGAAAAUCCAAUUAUUGGUUUCAGCGGCGAAGUUACAAAGGCGAUUGGAAAAGUGAAGAUUCCUAUAACAGUGGAUGACAAGUCUGUUCUAGGUAAUUUCCUAUUGCUUUACUGUAGAGCUCCCUACAACGCGAUUGUAGGACGAGACUGGUUGCAUGAGAUUGGUGCAGUCACAUCCUCGUAUCAUCAAUGUUUGAAUUUUCUUGCCCUUGAAAGAGUCGUAAAAAUUAGGAGCGAACAGAUGGCCACAAGUGUCAUGAGAGUGCUAUGGAUGAGUACAAGAAGUCAGAAGUUAGCGGGAACCAAAUCAUGCGAGUCGAGCAGAAAUAGCAAUUACAGAAUCCUCUCCCUCCAGAAUCAUAUAUGGGAAAGGAGUAUCACACAUACCAUGUAA